Spodoptera frugiperda (fall armyworm) is the source of this 2089-nucleotide messenger RNA. RefSeq lists its product as uncharacterized. Gene Ontology annotation, molecular function: nucleic acid binding. The coding region runs from base 1244 to 2089 and encodes 281 amino acids. Gene Ontology annotation, biological process: DNA integration. The record is from RefSeq and is a predicted model, not a curated record. NCBI's taxonomy places the organism in Eukaryota, Metazoa, Arthropoda, Insecta, Lepidoptera, Noctuidae. The transcript has 2 exons.
UGUAAGGAGUUUCUAUCUAUCAUGUAAGGAGUUGUAAGGAGUUUCUAUCUAUCAUGUAAUGAGUUUCUAUCUACCCUGAAGUAGUCUAUGAAAGGAGGUUGUUAAUAAGAAAUGCUCCUAUUUGCUCACCAGCUCUCGGAUUGUACGGAAGGGUUGUGAUAAUCUGUGUUGGUCGUUAUUAAGGUCACGUAAGCCAUUUUUCCAAUCGUUUUGUUUAAUUAUUGAAGUUUGCAGUAUUUGAUUAAUUGUUAUGUUGUAUUGAUUAAAAUCUGUAAGAUUUAAAAAUAAACGGCUUCUUGUCGAUUGUAUUUAUUUUUUUAAUAAAAUUCCACUUCUUAACCUAAAAUCAGAAGUGGGAUAAAGGACUUAUAAGCCCACACUAACAUUAAUUUGCUUUUGAAUUUGUAAAUCAGUUGAAAACAAGAAAACCGUUAACUUUUAAACUUUGCUUUGUUUACAACUACUGCUUACUUCAGUUUUCUUUCUUUUUACUAUUUUUGUGUUUAAUUGCUGUAUUUACGAGACGUACAAGGAUGCCUAGUCCACGGAGGCGCCCCUCCAGAGGCGAUUCGUGUAAUCGAGAUCGGCAUACUUCUCGUAGGUCUCGCGACCGUAGUGAGGUUAGAUCAAACCGCAAUUCGAGCGACAGACAACGAACUUCGCGGGAUGGCUUGCGUGUCCGAGAUCGACAUGAUUCUCGCAAUACUGAAGUGCAUCGGUCGCGUACUCGUGUUAGGUGCGAAUUGCGUAGUAGAGAUCGCUCUCGUAGUGCUCCUCGCGACCGGUCGAGAUCACACUCGCGUUCAAUGCGUUCUUCUAACGAUGAUGCGCACAUAUUAAUGAGGGUAACGUGUUAGAUGAAGGGCGCACAUAUUAAUGAGGGUAACGUGUUAGUUUAUGUCGAUGACGUCCUCCUUCUGAGUAAUACGGUACACGAGGGAAUUGAACUGUUGCGUAAGGUACUUAGAAUUCUCACAAUAGCUGGUUUUUCAAUAAAUCUGGCCAAAUGUUCGUUUCUGGUUACUGAAGUCGAAUAUUUAGGUAGACUCAUAACGUAAGGUCAGGUUAGGCCGAGUCCACGGAAAGUGGAAGCCUUAGUCAGCUCUUUGCCUCCCGAGAACGUAAAGCAGGUGCGACAACUUUUAGGCUUGGCAGGAUCCUCUACCCUAUUUACCGACAAGAUUCUACGGAACUUAAACGCGUCAUUACUCAGGCUAUCUCCUUGUUUGGGGUGCCAAAACUUAUGGUCACGGACAAAGGACGUAUGUUCGAGUCUAAAGAAUUCGUGGCAUGGAUUAACGAACUUGGCUGCAACCUGCACUACAUCACGCCAGAGAUGCACCAGGCAAAUGGUCAAGCGGAAAGGUACAUGCGGACAAUACUCAACAUGUUACGCAUCCAAGCCAACCACAAAAAUCUGCAGUGGUCGGAAACUCUGUGGAAACUACAACUGGUGCUGAACAUCACAAGACAGAAGACUACGCAGGUAUCUCCCUUGAAUCUUCUAAUAGGCACAGAAUCUACAAUUCCUGUGGUUCGAGCGCUAGUACGUGAUGUGGCAAUCGAGGGUUUGGCACCUAACAGAGAGGCACUACGUGAAAUCACAAGAAGCAGAGCCCGAGAACUCCUCAGUAACAACCAAAUCAAGCAAGACGAGCAAGUUAACCAGCGACGGAGUACACCACGCCAAUUCAAUGUUGAUGACUUGGUCUUUGUAAUCAAAUACUCUCAGUCGGCAGGGAAACUCGACUCCGGCAUGCGCGGCCCAUACAAGGUGGUGGAAGUUCUACCUAGUGGCCGUUACACGCUACGUUUGCUCGGUGGCAGUUGUGGUAAAACAACGCAGGCUGCUGUUCAGUUCAUGGUGCCGUGGCGGGGUGAGUGGAGCCCUGAAACAUGUGCCGCAUUUUUUGAAAAUGAAACUAACGAUGACGAGGAGACGGAAGCGCAAAUAGAGUUUGCUCCUACAGCUGCACUGUCCAUGCCCUUGCUGGAUGAGGGUGUUGCAACCUCUCCAGUGGCCGGUCCCAGCGGGAUCACAAGAAGAAACUGUGUCGAGGACGACUCACCGUCAGGAGAGGCCGUGUAA